AUGGUGAAAGAGCAAACCACCCCCAAGGCUACCAAGCCGGUCAAAGCAGGCAUUGUAAAGCGGACCCCUGUGAAGGCCUCACCUGCCAAUGUCUCGUCCGCUGCCGCCGGCAAAGACCUUCUCUUCCUAUGGAAGUGCAUCAAACUCUCUAGCGGCGUGAAGAUCGAUUGGGCUGCCGUCGCCAAUGAUGCCGGCAAGACUGUGGGAACCGUGCAAAAGCAGUGGUCCCGCCUCAACAUCAAGCUGGAGAAGAUUGUUCAGGCUGCUGCCGCUGGUGACUCCGACGAGGAGGUCGACGAGGAAGUUGACGAGGAAGUUGACGAGGAAGUUGACGAGGAUGGUGACCUGGUUGCCGCCUCCAACGACGAUGAGUAG
Molecule: messenger RNA, 375 nt
Organism: Penicillium expansum
Lineage: Eukaryota; Fungi; Ascomycota; Eurotiomycetes; Eurotiales; Aspergillaceae
Exons: 2
Coding region: 1-375 (124 amino acids)
Source: RefSeq, a predicted model, not a curated record